This is a messenger RNA of Brassicogethes aeneus, 2755 nucleotides long. Lineage: Eukaryota; Metazoa; Arthropoda; Insecta; Coleoptera; Nitidulidae. The record is from the annotation of a GenBank genome assembly.
UAUAUUUUUUAUUUGAUAAUGGUCUGUAAAAUUAAUGCAAAUUUUUUGUUUUGAAAAAAAAUAAAUAAAAAAGCUAUUGAAAAUUUCUUAAUUGUUUUCUAAAUAUUGGUUGUAUUUAAUGGCUUUUUAAUUACUUCAACCCCUUCCACAUCUUAUUUUUUCUUUGCAUGUUGUAAGUAUAUAAAGCGAUUUAAAAAAGAACAAUUCAAUUCUGUAAAGAUCAGGUUCAUAAAGUUUUUUUAAAAGCAAAUUGGAUGCUUAGAUCGGGGCUUCUUACAGGCCAUGAAACUGGACCAUUGCGUUCAAUCCAUUUAUCACCAAAUUUGUUAGUUAGCCAAAAAAUCAUCUCGUAAGGUAAUUUAGGGUGAUGGCACCAAAUUUAAAAGACGUUGAGCUUUCCAACUCGGAAGAUCCGAUGAAAGCAGUAGAGUACAGAGGAAGACCUGUGGACCCAGCCAAACCUAAACUUAUAAAUAGCCAACCUAGCCAACCUCAGUACCAAUGGGAAAUAGUAUGGAGAAAUGUUAUUUUAUUCCUAUAUUUGCAUCCCUUUGCAAUAUACGGGUUGUAUUUAUUGGUUACAGCGUGUAAAAUUAAAACAAUAUGCUGGGUUCUACCUCUAAUAUUUCUCGCUGGACAGGGUAUUACUUCGGGAGCACAUAGAUUAUGGUCUCACAGAGCAUACAAAGCGCGUCUACCUUUACGAAUAUUUCUUUGUAUUCUGCAAACCAUGUCCGUUCAAACCCCCAUAUACGAUUGGGCGAGAGACCACAGGGUGCACCACAAGUUUACCGACACAGACGCUGACCCACAUAACGCCAAAAGAGGAUUCUUCUUCUCCCACAUGGGCUGGUUGAUGAUAAAAAAGCACAAGGAUGUUGCCACGAAAGGAAAAACUAUCGACUUGAGCGAUUUGGAGGCAGACCCAGUCGUUAUGUUCCAAAAAAAGUAUUACUUGAUUUUGAUGCCCAUUGCCUUUCUGAUACCAACAGCCGUUCCAUGGUAUUUCUGGGGUGAAACGUUGUGGAAUUCAUGGCAUGCUGCAGGAAUUUUUCGCUAUACACUUCUAAUAAAUGGAACAUGGUCGGUGAAUAGUGUUGCUCACAUUUGGGGAAUGAGACCUUAUGAUAAGAACAUAAAACCGACCGAAAACUACUUUGUAGCUUUUAUGACUUUUGGAGAAGGUUGGCACAACUACCACCACGCUUUUCCUUGGGACUACAAAGCGGCGGAACUGGGAAACUACGGACUCAACUGGUCCACAGGCUUCAUAGAUCUAAUGGAUAAAAUAGGAUGGGCUUACGACCUAAAAACGGCUUCCCUCGAUACCAUAAAAAGAAGAAUCAAGAGGAGUGGGGAUGGGACCAUCAAAGUUAAAGAAGAUGUCGAUGCUCAUGGUCAUGAGCAUGGGGAUAGUAUAUGGGGAUGGGGGGAUGAAGAUAUGAAGGAGGAAGAUAAGGAAGAUCUUAGGGUUUUCAACAAGUUAAACACUGCUGAUAUGGCACCAAAUUUAGCAGACUUGGUGCUAUCCAACUCGGAGGAUCCGGUGAAACCAGUAGAAUACAGAGGAAGACCUGUGGACCCACCCAAACCUAAACUUAUAAAUAGCCAACCUAGCCAGCCUCAGUACCAAUGGGAAAUAGUAUGGAGAAAUGUUAUUUUAUUCCUAUAUUUGCAUCCCUUUGCAAUAUACGGGUUGUAUUUAUUGGUUACAGCGUGUAAAAUUAAAACAAUAUAUUGGGUUCUAGCUCUAGUAUUUCUCGCUGGACAGGGUAUAACUUCGGGAGCACAUAGAUUAUGGUCUCACAGAGCAUACAAAGCGCGUCUACCUUUACGAAUAUUUCUUUGUAUUCUGCAAACCAUGUCCGUUCAAACCCCCAUAUACGAUUGGGCGAGAGACCACAGGGUGCACCACAAGUUUACCGACACAGACGCUGACCCACAUAACGCCAAAAGAGGAUUCUUCUUCUCCCACAUGGGCUGGUUGAUGAUAAAAAAGCACAAGGAUGUUUCCACGAAAGGAAAAACUAUCGACUUGAGCGAUUUGGAGGCAGACCCAGUCGUUAUGUUCCAAAAAAAGUAUUACUUGUUUUUGAUGCCCUUUGCCUUUCUGAUACCAGCAGCUGUCCCAUGGUAUUUCUGGGGUGAAACAUUGUGGAAUUCAUGGCACACUGCAGGGAUUUUGCGCUAUACUUAUUCAUUAAAUGGAACAUGGUUGGUGAAUAGUGCCGCUCACAUAUGGGGAAUGAGACCUUAUGAUAACAUUUAUCGCUUUUGGAGAAGGUUGGCACAAUUACCACCACGCUUUUCCUUGGGACUACAAAACGGCGGAACUAUAGUUCCGCCGUUUUGUAGUCCCAAGGAAAAGCGUGGUGGAAACUACAGACUCAACUGGUCCACAGGCUUCAUAGAUCUAAUGGCUAAAAUAGGAUGGGCUUACGACCUAAAAACGGCCUCCCUCGAUAUUGUAAAGAAAAGAAUCAAGAGGACUGGAGAUGGGAUGAUUCAAGUUAAAGAAGAUAUUGAUACGGUUGGUCAUGAGCAUGAGGAUUGUAUAUGGGGAUGGGGGGAUGAAGAUAUGAAGGAGGAAGAUAAGGAGGAUCUUAGGGUUUUCAAUAAGUUAAAUACUAAAUAAAAUUUUUUGGAAAAACAAAUAUUUACUAUUUUAUUUUACACCAGAACACACCAUACCAAAUUAUUUAGCUACAUUGAGAGCAAGUUUGGAAGUUAAUUACGCAGUUGUUGAUAUUAGAAA